Molecule: messenger RNA, 1618 nt
Organism: Perca flavescens (yellow perch)
Lineage: Eukaryota; Metazoa; Chordata; Actinopteri; Perciformes; Percidae
Product: E3 ubiquitin/ISG15 ligase TRIM25-like
Exons: 2
Coding region: 123-1136 (337 amino acids)
Source: RefSeq, a predicted model, not a curated record
UUGAGCAACAGCAGAGCUGCACACGAGGCGAAUCUCUCCAUUUCUCUCAAAAGAAACAUUCAACUGAAUCCAGCAGCUUUUUCUCAACAACAGCAGAAUCUCUGCAAACACUGAGUGCCAACAUGUCUGCUGCCAGCAGUCUGCUGACUGACGAUCAGAUUCUGUGCUCCAUCUCUCUGGAUGUGUUCACUGAUCCAGUCACCAUACCAUGUGGACACAACUUCUGUAAAGCCUGCAUCACUGAUCACUGGGAUAUUGAUGCUCCCUAUCAGUGUCCCAACUGUAGAAAAGGUUUCAACACGAAACCUGAGCUGCAGGUCAACACUUUGAUCUCUGAGAUGGCUGCUAAGUUCAGACGGUCAACUCAACCGAUACCAGAAGAAGUUCCCCGUGACGUCUACUCAGGAUCCAAACUGAAGACCUGGAUGUUCUGGUGUGUCCUGCUGUGUCUGAUGGCCUGGAUGCUCAUCGAGACGAUCAAGAAGACAGAGAAACUGGCUGAAGACUUCAGAGAGCUGAAACAGGAAAUCUCUGAGCUGAAGAAGAGAAGCACUGAGGUGGAGCAGCGCUGUGUGGCUGAGCAGGAGAAACUCAGGAAAGAGAAGAACCUGCUCAUCGAGACGAUCAAAGAGAAAGAGAAAGCGGAGAAACAGGCUGAAGGCUUCAUCAAAUAUCUGAAACAGGAAAUCUCUGAGCUGAAGAGGAGAAACACUGAGGUGGAGCAGCUCUAUGUGGCUGAGCAGGAGAAACUCAGGAAAGAGAAGAACCUGCUCAUCGAGACAAUCAAAGAGAAAGAAAAAAAGGAGAAACAGGCUGAAGGCUUCAUCAAAGAUCUGAAACAGGAAAUCUCUGAGCUGAAGAGGAGAAACACUGAGGUGGAGCAGCUCUAUGUGGCUGAGCAGGAGAAACUCAGGAAAGAGAAGAACCUGCUCAUCGAGACGAUCAAAGAGAAAGAGAAAGCGGAGAAACAGGCUGAAGGCUUCAUCAAAUAUCUGAAACAGGAAAUCUCUGAGCUGAAGAAGAAAACUGAGAUGGACCAGUUCCUCAGUUUUUUUAAAUUUCUAUUAAGCGCUUUAUUUAUUUAUUUAUUUCCAAAAUAUUUUGUUUCCAAAAACAUCACUCCUCAAAGCCACUGAGUCUAAGCCAGACUGGAAUCAGCUGUGGUUGGCCCACUUUACCCAACAUGAAUCAGCUCUGUGUCAAUUUUUCAAUUGUUUUUUAUUUUCAGCUGAGAUAUAUUGUUUUUGAACUAAUAUCAUUGCAGGAGCAGAUACUGUACAGAUAAUGUAUCUAAGGUUUGGAUAAUUGUUUUUGCUAUUGUGGGAUGUUGUGUGUUAACAUUCAAAAAUACUACACAAACAAUCCAUCAUUUUGUUGGGAGAUAUUGCUUGUCUGUUAAGAAAAUGUAAGCGUUGUGGAAAUGUGUUCACUGACUGCAUAUUGUGUGAAAAAGACAUGAAAUAUGUGAAUUGUAUGGCCAAAAAUGACUGAUGCUGUGCUAAUUGUGUUUAGAGUUUUGAAAAUGUGACUGUUUGGACAAAUACUUGUUAGCGACUGAAAAAAUCAUGUUUGUUUGGUUGCAUGCUGGAUUUGUAUUGUCUUUGUUUUUCUUAUUAUU